AAAGUAAUGUGAUAUCUGAGUCAGCGCCUAUACGUGCCCCCCCUUCGCACAUGGAUCGAGUUGACAGAGAACCCAUAGCAUGUCAACGCCAAAAGCCUUCUGAUUAUAACAAGGUGAAAACUGCCUAUUCAGAGAAGGAUCCUCCCAGCGUUGCCAACAUAACCAUGACUGAGAAACCUUACCAGGCUCCUUAUGCUCGUGUUUCCUCUCUGGAAGACCCAUGCACUCAUCAUUCAGAGUAUGGCAAAGCACCACUAGCAAGCUUGGAAGUGCUGUCAAGAGCUGAAGAAACUGUCAAAACACGUGUUCCUGAUGUAAAAGCCUUCAAAGUGGAAACAAAGAAAGUAACUCCUGAGAAGACUCUUGUAAAGGAAACAUCAAAAGGUCUAAGACGGCUUUUGAAGUUUGGAAAGAAGACCACAUCAUCAGUGGAUCAAAGUGUUGACUCAGAGUGUAGUGGUGGUACUGGUAUUAAGCACCAUGAAAAUGCAAGGAAAACAGCUUCAACAAGUGAAGUUUACACAUUAAAGAAUCUAAUCUCUCAAGAUGAACCAUCUAGUGCUGGCAAUGCUUCACAAAAGACAUCUCGCCAUUUCUCGUUAUUCUUGCCCUUCAGGAGCAAAACGAGUGAAAAGAAACAAGCAUCAUAGAUUUCCAAGAAUUUGAGGUGAAAGAUCCAAUUGCUCUACAUCAAUAUAUUGUAAGGAAAGAGGAACAAGUCAAUUGUAUAUCCGUAAACCAUAUAUACUUAAAAAUCCAAAAAAUCAAAAUUUUCUACAGCUCCAUCUAAUUUGCUUGGAGAACAUCUUUGAUUCAUCUGGGCUACCUUUUGAUCA
Sesamum indicum (sesame) is the source of this 836-nucleotide messenger RNA. The record is from RefSeq and is a predicted model, not a curated record. Lineage: Eukaryota; Viridiplantae; Streptophyta; Magnoliopsida; Lamiales; Pedaliaceae.